UUGGUUAAGCAAAAUGUGCAAUCUUGUUUAAUUUACUGAGCACGAAAGUUACUUGAGUUGAUACCACUAUAAGUAGUCACAGGAGUGUGUACCCUAUUUUCACAUCAAACUAGCAAACAACCAAAUGAAGAUGGGUACUUUCUCAAAUUCAUACUUACUUGUAGUUUCAUUACUCAUUUUCUCAAUCUCAUUUGGAGUUUCAUCAAAAACCUUAGACAUUCACGAGAAAUUUCUCCAAUGUCUUUCUCAAAACUCUCACACUUACAUUCCAACAUACAUAAAAACCAGUCCUAACUACACAUCCAUCUUGGAAUCCAAUGUGUUUAACCAAAGACCUUUAUCAUCAUCCACCAAUGUCAAACCCUUUCUUAUAAUCACACCCUUGCAAGAAUCCCAUGUCCAAGCAUCUGUAAUUUGUUCGAAGAAACAUGUGACUCAACUUAAAGUUAGAAGUGGAGGUCAUGAUUAUGAAGGUAUCUCUUACGUAUCUGAUGUUCCAUUUGUGAUUCUUGAAAUGAUAAACCUCCGAGCCAUCAAUGUAGAUGCAAAAGCUAGAACCGCAUGGGUUCAAGCAGGUGCUACGGUAGGCGAACUUUAUUACAGGAUUGCGGAGAAAAGUCGAACUCUUGGUUUUCCUGCGGCUGUUUGUACAACGGUUGGUGUGGGUGGUCAAUUCAGUGGAGGUGGGUAUGGUUCCAUGCUAAGAAAAUAUGGCCUUGCAGAUGAUAAUAUCAUUGAUAUUAGAAUAGUCGAUGCUCGUGGAAAAAUUCUCAACAAAAAAACCAUGGGCAAGGACUUGUUUUGGGCUAUUCGAGGAGGUGGAGGAGGAAGCUUUGGAGUCGUUCUUUCAUGGAAGAUCAAAUUGGUUCCUAUUCCACCUACUGUGACUAUCUUUACCGUCACCAAAACCUUAGAAGAAGGUGCAACUGGGCUUGUCCAUAAGUGGCAAGAAGUUGCACCAAAAUUUCCCAACGAACUCUUCAUGAGAGUAAUCCUUACUUUAACUAAUUCUACCACUCAAAAAGGAAAGACAACAAUCCAAGCAUCAUUCAACUCCAUGUACCUUGGGGAUACUACAAAACUCCUACUUGUGAUGAAAGAGAGGUUUCCUGAGUUGGGGUUGAAGAGUAAAGAUUGUACCGAGACGAGUUGGGUUCGGUCAACUCUCUAUUUCGGCAAUUUUCCGGCGGAAAGUCCUCUCAAUAACUUACUGAAUAGGAAUAAAGCAGCAAACACAUUCAAGGCAAAGUCCGAUUACGUAAGACACCCCAUUUCCAAAACGGGAUUGGAGGGGUUAUGGAAAAGAGUUUUAGGAAAAGAGAAUCCGGUCAUAAUAUUCACUCCUUAUGGUGGAAGAAUGAAUGAGAUUUCAGAAUCAGCAACUCCAUUUCCACAUAGAAAUGGAACUCUAUAUAUGAUCAUGUACGUGGUAAUUUGGAAUGAACAAGGAGGGGUGGAAGGAUCUAAGCACAUUACUUGGAUGAGGAAUUUAUACAAGUAUAUGGCUCCGUAUGUUUCAAAAUCUCCAAGACAAGCUUAUGUCAAUUAUAGAGAUCUUGAUAUAGGUCAAAGCAAGAAUGGUACUGCAGGUUAUCAAUUAGGUAAAACUUGGGGUGAAAAGUACUUCAUGGGGAAUUAUAAAAGAUUGGUACAUGUGAAAAGUAGGUUCGAUCCUGAAAAUUUCUUUAGACAUGAACAGAGUAUUCCUUCUGUUGCCUUUUGAGUAUUGUUGGAAGUACCGUUUGAGGCAUGCAUUAGAGAUGCUAAUUGUAUUGUAACCAAAAUAUUGUGCACUCUUGCAAAACUCUAUUAAUGAUCAAUUAAUGAAGCUCUUGCUUCUUGGUGGUGA
Messenger RNA from Papaver somniferum (opium poppy), 1849 nucleotides. RefSeq names its product berberine bridge enzyme-like 13. Lineage: Eukaryota; Viridiplantae; Streptophyta; Magnoliopsida; Ranunculales; Papaveraceae. Bases 125 to 1723 code for a protein of 532 amino acids. Gene Ontology annotation, molecular function: oxidoreductase activity; FAD binding. The transcript has a single exon. The record is from RefSeq and is a predicted model, not a curated record.